AAUCAUAUCAGCACCAUGAUUGAGAUCUUCGUAUGAAUUACUGAGUAAGGUAAGAAAACGCUAGCAGGCUACCAAGAGGUGCAUGCGGCACAGUUGGACGAAACGGAUGAAUGGAGGUAUCUCCGUGAAACCCACCUUGAGCAAGGGAGAACCUGAGGAUCAAGAGUUAAGGUUCACUGCACUAGAUCAGCGAGCUGGAAUUUGCGGACAUAGAUGUUUCUGUCCUUUCCCACAAGACAGUACCUUAGAAGUCUCUUGAACUGGAACUCUCGACUCAAUAGUAUGGAUACAGCCUCUGGGUUAGCUGUAGCAACCGUAUUAUGCUCAGUUCUGGCGCAACACUUGUUUACUCCACAACGUGAGCUUUGCUCUGAGACAUUAAGUUGGGUAAUACUACCUAUCCUGUUCAAAAUUGGGAGGUGGCCGAACACCAACGCCAAAAAUCGUUCGAGUUGCCCUGAAACGCAGUCUACUUCAACCAUAUCUUUAUGGGUAGUUGCUGCAAGUCUUACUAUCUCCUGCUUGUAUAAAGCAGAGAUGGGCAUGGUUGAACUUCUUCCAAUAUUAACGCCGCUACUUCUGGUUGCUCGACAUCGUCUUCGACCCGAGUUUUCUGCAUCAAGAACAUCUUCCUCUUGGCUUUUCUCCCCUCUCGCCUGGGGCACUACCUUGAGUGCUUUGUUUAUUACUCUGACCUUGUCAAACGGGGAUUUUCUAAGCUCUGCUCUAUCAAUCGUUGCAGUGGUAUCUCAGCUUCUUGUCUACGUGACUUUCCUGCCUAGGACUAUUUCAACCUCGCGACUUCUACCACUCAUUGACGAUAUCGAGAACGAUGUGAUGCCUCUUUCCUGGAGGGUGGUGACCAUUCUGACGAUUACAAUGGCCAUGCAAACUACCAUGAUUGGGGUUUCCGGGAUCAGAAUUACAUCAGUGCUGUUGUUAGGUGUGUUCAAAGCUCUAUCAUGGUACUUCACAAUUCGAAUGACACGAUAUGCUUCAUGGUGUAUUGCUCCUGCGAUAGGGACGUUCAGCCUCAUCGCCGCCCGCGACCCGUUUUUGCAGUCUUCAGAGGUUCGGGCUCUUUGCAACGUUAUAGCCUCGUUUCUUGCGCUUGCCCAAAUUGUUCACAUACUUCCAAAGCAAGCAAAGGGCAGAUCAUAUCUCUGGGUUUUGUCACUUGUAUUUCUCGCUCCCUAUCUAGCGAACGUUUUGGCAAUCAGGGCUGUACAAUCUUCAGCACGCCUGAGUUUCGGCGGUUCUCACGAGCAUCCCGUUGAAAAUCUGGUUAAUAACGCCAAAGUCAACUUCGGAAUCCUGUUGCAAAACCAGUCUCAGAAUUACUUGGCUGCUUAUGGUGAAUAUCGACGUAGAUACGGUAUGGAACCACCAAAUGGCUUCGAAGCAUGGUAUGAGUUUGCAGUAUCACACCAAUCGCCUAUUAUUGACGACUUUGACAUCAUCCACAAGUCUGUCUCGCCAUUCUGGAAAAUGAGUGGUAAUGAAGUCCUCCAAAAAAUGCAUGAAGCGCAAGCUAUGUCAAAUGGCGAGCUCUGGUCCUGCGUUUUUUCUAGUAGCCACGCAGAGACACACUGUAGCCAUCCCUAUCGCACUUUUGACAGACAUAUCGAGCUUUUGUUCAACAGGCUAUUAGGGAACCUGUCUGUAAUGCUCCCUGACGUCAGAUUUCUCGUAAACCAUCUUGAUGAGCCGAGAGUGCUGAUUCCGACACAAUCGUUAAAAGGCAAAGACGACUCGCGGGACAGGCUACUCAAUUUGACAAACAUGUCGCGUCAACCUGUUUGGGACGUACUCACGAGGUAUUGUGCGUCUCAACGACGUGAUACAAGUGCUGUGGUUGAACACGCAGUGGAAACCUUUGCUCUCCCUUUUGUCACAGAUUCAUCCUCAGCUUUGGACAUGUGCCAACACCAGGAGUACCAGGCCAUGUACGGCCUUGUUAUGCAUCCUACGUCAUUUCGUUUGUUCGAAGGGCUGGUACCUAUAUUCACAACCGGUUCGCUUUCAACAAUGGGCGAUAUAUUGUUCCCGAGCCCAGCCUACAUGGAAGCAGAAUUUCAAUACAACGAAGAGUAUGACAUCGAAUGGGAAAAGAAGCGAAACAACCUUUACUGGGCUGGUUCCACUACUGGUGGAUAUGCUUUGGACGAUCAGUGGCGAUACUAUCAACGGCAAAGGUUUGUAACGCUAGCACAGCGUUUGGAACCAAAGCGACAUACUUAUCUACGAGAAAAAGAAGGUAUGGUCAACCGUGUAGAAUCGUCGUUUCUGAACAGCAGAUUGUUCGAUGUCGCCUUCACCAGAGUCUUCCAAUGUGAGACGAAAUAUUGCAGAGAUCAAAAGGCGUAUUUCAAGCUCAAGCCUUGGGCAGAUAGAUUCCGACCACUUGGAUCACGACUGGCAUUUGAUUUGGACGGAAAUGGCAUCAGUGGUCGCUACUACCAGAUCCUCGCUUCAAAAUCUGUCCCACUGAAGCAGACACUUCUGCGAGAAUGGCAUGACGACCGGCUUGUACCAUGGGUUCAUUAUAUUCCAGUCAGUCAAAGUAUGGAGGAAGUCCCUGAGCUGGUUUCCUAUCUCACAUCGAGUGAGACUGGACAACAAAAGGCCCGAGAGAUAGCGGAGCGUGGUCGAGAAUGGUUCUCCAGAGCUUUUCGAGAGAUCGAUAUGAGUAUCUAUACCUAUAGACUACUGCUAGAGAUAGCAAGGCUGCAAGAUCCAAAGAGGCAAGCAAGCCCAAAUUGA
Molecule: messenger RNA, 2763 nt
Organism: Dothidotthia symphoricarpi CBS 119687
Lineage: Eukaryota; Fungi; Ascomycota; Dothideomycetes; Pleosporales; Dothidotthiaceae
Product: glycosyltransferase family 90 protein
Exons: 3
Coding region: 214-2763 (849 amino acids)
Source: RefSeq, a predicted model, not a curated record